Messenger RNA from Mugil cephalus (flathead mullet), 8401 nucleotides. RefSeq names its product dedicator of cytokinesis 4b (gene dock4b). Gene Ontology annotation, cellular component: cytoplasm; plasma membrane. Gene Ontology annotation, biological process: cell chemotaxis; small GTPase-mediated signal transduction. The coding region runs from base 209 to 6148 and encodes 1979 amino acids. Gene Ontology annotation, molecular function: guanyl-nucleotide exchange factor activity; GTPase activator activity; small GTPase binding. The transcript is spliced from 53 exons. Lineage: Eukaryota; Metazoa; Chordata; Actinopteri; Mugiliformes; Mugilidae. The record is from RefSeq and is a predicted model, not a curated record.
GCAUCAGCACGUCUCCCAAGUCCGUACCACUACGAGCAGCGGCAGCAGCAGCAGCAGAGGCAGCGGCGCUUUCUCCUUCUCUAACCUAAACAAUGACUCCUACUACGGACCGGAGGAAAGCACACCAAUAGAUAAUGCGUUACGCGGACCCCGAGCCCUGCUCUUCGCUGCUAUUCCGACCUCUCACGUAAAUGCACCCACCGUAACCAUGUGGAUACCUACAGAGCAUGAAAAAUACGGCGUCGUGCUGGCCAGUUUCCGAGGGACCGUCCAGCAUGGCCUCCCGCUGGAAAUCGGAGACACGGUGCAGAUCCUGGAGAAAUGUGAAGGAUGGUUCAGAGGAUUCAUCCUGAAGAAUCCAAAUGUCAAGGGGAUCUUUCCCUCCAGCUACAUCCACCUGAAGAAUGCCCACAUCAAGAACAAAGGGCAAUUCGAGACGGUCAUCCCCGUCGAAGACUCCGUUAUCACAGAGAUGACGUCAACGCUGCGAGACUGGGGUGCCAUGUGGAAGCAGCUCUAUGUGAAGAAUGAGGGGGAUUUGUUCCACCGGCUUUGGCACGUGAUGAAUGAAAUCUUGGACCUGAGGAGGCAGGUGCUGGUGGGCCACCUCACUCACGACCGGAUGAGGGACGUGAAGCAGCACAUUACGGCGAGAUUGGACUGGGGCAACGAGCAACUUGGCCUGGACCUGGUCCCGAGGCGAGAGUUCAGCAUGGUGGACCCGGAUGAAAUCAGCGUCACGGAGCUCUACAGGCUGAUGGAGCAUCGGCAUCGCAAGAAGGAGACCCCUGCGCCCGCCAGCACCCACCACUUGUUCGUGCAUGUGAAGAGCCUGAUGAGUGCCAAUCUGGGGGAGGAGCUAGAAGUCUUCUUUCACAUUUACGAUGGACGGGAGAACCGGCCGCUCAGUGAAAGGUUCUUUGUCAGGCUGAAUAAGAGCGGGUUGCCCAAGUCGCCAGAGAAGACAGAAAGACAAUGCACGCUGUUUGUGGAUUUGGGAAGCAGUGAUCUGCGGAAAGACGUCUACAUCGUUGUGCACAUCAUAAGAAUAGGGAGGAUGGGAGCGGGAGAGAAGAAGAAUCUGUGCAGCGUACAGUACAGGCGGCCGUUCGGCUGCGCUGUCGUCAGCAUUGCUGAUCUCCUCACUGCUGACUCCAAGGAUGACCACCUGCUCAAGGUUUAUGCGUGUAACACUGAGAGCGAAUGGUAUCAAAUCCAUGAGAACAUCAUCAAAAAGGCCAGUUCCAGGUACAACCUGUCCGGAUCCAACACAGGCUUGGCAGUGGCCCUCCAGCUCCUCCACGGGGACAUAGAGCAGCUGAGGCGGGAGUACAUGGUCCUCUUCACGCGCGGCGUGUCCAUCACCAGGAAGCUGGGCUUCUCUGACGUCAUCAUGCCAGGAGAGAUGAGGAACGACCUUUACGUCACGCUGGAGAAAGGAGAGUUCGAGAAGGGCGGGAAGAGCGUAGCGAGGAACGUGGAGAUCACCGUGUAUGUGCUGGACAUCGACGGACAGAUCCUCAGGAGUCACGUGGCUGCCGGCUCGGGGGAACCAGGUGGCGACGAGUACCACUCCCUGGUGCUGUACCACAACAACAGUCCCCGCUGGGCGGAGCAGAUCAAGCUGCCCAUCCCCGUCGACAUGUUCCGGGGGUCGCACGUCCGCUUCGAGUUCCGACACUGCUCCACUAAAGACAAAGGAGAGAAGAAACUGUUUGGCUACUCCUUUGUUCCUCUGAUGCAGGAGGAUGGCAGGACUCUGCCAGAUGGCACACAUGAGCUCAUUAUCCAUAAGUGUGAAGAAAACACCAACUUGGCUGACUGUUCGCGCUACCUGAAGCUGCCGUUCUCCAAGGCCAACCUCCCGUCCAACAAUCAGACGCUGAAAGGCACCAAGGAGUCUUUCUGGAUCACCAGCUUCCUCUGCUCCACCAAGCUCACACAAAACGGCGAUAUGCUGGACCUGCUGAAGUGGCGAGCCCACCCCGAGAGGAUCAACGACAGCCUCUCCAAGCUGAAGGAGAUCGAUGGCUCGGAGAUUGUCAAAUUUCUACAGGACACUUUGGACACUCUCUUUGGUAUUUUGGACGAAAGCUCCCAGAGAUACGGCCUCAAAGUGUUCGACUCGCUGGUCCAUAUCAUCAACCUCCUCCAGGACAGUAAAUUCCAGCAUUUUAAACCAGUCAUGGACACGUACAUCGAGAGCCACUUUGCCGGAGCUUUGUCCUACAGGGACCUGAUCAAAGUCCUGAAGUGGUACGUGGACCGCAUUGUUGAUGCGGAGCAUCAGGAUUACAUGCAGCAGGUGCUCAAGGCCAGCGAGUACAUCUUCAAGUACAUCAUCCAGUCUCGCCGGCUCUUCUCGUUGGCCACGGGGGGCCAGAACGAGGAGGAGUUCAGAGUCUGCAUCCACGAGCUCUUCAUGUCCAUCCGCUUCUUCCUGUCGCGGGAAAACAAGGGCAUCAGCCCCGUCGCGCAGACGCAGGCGGUCUUCCUGCGAACCUUCCCCGCGGUUUACGGCGAGCUGCUGAAGAUCUUCACGGUGCGGGAGGUGGCCGGUUUCGUCAGGGAGACGCUGGGCAGCCUGCCCACCACUGUCCACGCUGACUGCCCCCUGGAGGCCGUCAAGCUGCAGUGCAUUGCCAAGACCGUGGAAAGCCAGCUUUACAUUAACCCGGAAUCGCGGUGCAUCCUGUUGCCGGUGGUGCUCCGAGUCCUCCAGGCCCACAUGCAGGAGCAGAGAGACCUGGUCAUGUGCGCCCGCAUCCUCACCAGCAUGCUGUCCCUCAUCAAGAAGGAGGAAACCGGCUCCGCGGAGCCCGUCGUGUCCGAGGAAGUGGACCUAAUUGUGGAAAGCCUGCUGGGAGUUUUGCUGCGAACCAUCUUGGAAAUCAGCAACCGGCCCCAGCCUGCUGGACCCAACAUGAGACUUCAGUUCCAGGAUGUGACUGGAGAGUUUGUGGCAUGUUUACUGGCCCUCCUGCGACAGAUGAGUGACAGGCACUACCAGCAGCUGCUGCAGGCGUUCAGCAGCAAGGACGACCUGAGGGACUUCCUGCUUCAUAUCUUCACAGUCUUCAGGAUCCUAAUCAGACCGGAAAUGUUUCCCAAAGACUGGACUGUCAUGCGACUGGUCACAAACAAUGUCAUCAUCACAACCGUCCUUUACCUUUCCGACGCUCUGAGGAAGAACUUUCUCAACGACAAGUUUGACUACAAGGUGUGGGACUCGUACUUCUACCUAUCGGUGAUAUUUAUCAACCAGCCCUGUCUUCAGCUGGAGUCCUUCUCUCCUUCCAAGAGGAAGAAGAUACUGGAGAAGUAUGGAGACAUGAGGGUGAUGAUGGGCUGUGAGAUCUUCAGCAUGUGGCAGAAUUUAGGGGAGCAUAAGCUGAACUUCAUUCCUGCGAUGAUUGGGCCGUUCCUGGAGGUGACGCUGGUGCCGCAACCUGAUCUGAGGAAUGUCAUGAUCCCCAUCUUCCAUGACAUGAUGGACUGGGAGCAGAGACGCAGCGGCAAUUUCAAACAGGUGGAGGCCAAGCUGAUUGACAAGCUGGACAGCCUGAUGUCUGAAGGCAAAGGAGAUGAGACGUACAGGGAGCUCUUCAACAGCAUAAUUCCUCUGUUUGGUCCGUACCCUAGCCUGCUGAAGAAGAUCGAGAGAGAGACCUGGAGGGAGAGUGGGAUCUCUCUGAUCGCUACCGUUACCCGCUUAAUGGAGAGGCUGCUGGACUACAGGGAUUGUAUGAAGCUGGGAGAAGUGGAUGGCAAAAAGAUUGGAUGCACUGUCAGUUUGCUGAACUUCUACAAAACCGAGCUGAACAAGGAGGAGAUGUACAUCCGCUACAUUCACAAACUCUACGACCUGCACUUGAAAGCUCAGAACUACACAGAGGCGUCGUACACCCUGCUGCUGUACGAUGAGUUAUUGGAAUGGUCGGACAGGCCGCUCAGAGAGUUCCUCAACUAUCCCAUGCAGAGCGAGUGGCAAAGAAAAGAGUAUUUGCAUCUCACUAUUGUCCAGAACUUCGACAGGGGGAAGUGCUGGGAGAACGGCAUCAUCCUUUGCAGAGAACUCGCCGACCAAUACGAGUCCUACUACGACUACAGGAACUUGAGCAAAAUGAGGAUGAUGGAAGCAUCUCUUUAUGACAAGAUCAUGGACCAGCAAAGACUAGAACCUGAAUUCUUCAGAGUCGGUUUCUAUGGGAAGAAGUUUCCUUUCUUCUUGCGGAACAAGGAGUUUGUGUGCCGCGGCCAUGACUACGAGAGGCUGGAGGCUUUCCAGCAGCGGAUGCUCAACGAGUUCCCCCACGCCAUCGCCAUGCAGCACGUCAACCAGCCGGACCAGACCAUAUACCAGGCAGAUGCGCAGUACCUGCAGAUCUACGCUGUCACUCCGAUCCCAGAGAGUCAGGAUGUGCUGCAGAGAGACGGGGUGCCUGACAACAUCAAAAGCUUCUACAAGUUUAAUCACAUUUGGAGGUUCAGAUACGACCGGCCCUUUCACAAGGGCACCAAAGACAAGGAGAACGAGUUUAAGAGCCUUUGGGUGGAGAGGACAACGCUGACUCUGGUCCAGAGCCUCCCAGGCAUCUCCCGUUGGUUCGAAGUGGAGAAGAGAGAGCUGGUGGAGGUGAGCCCGCUGGAGAACGCCAUUGAGGUGAUCGAGAACAAGAACUUACAGUUGCGCACGCUGAUCACCCAGUGUCAGAGCCGGCAGAUGCAGAACAUCAACCCCCUCACCAUGUGCCUCAACGGGGUCAUCGACGCCGCUGUCAACGGGGGGCUGGCCCGCUACCAAGAGGCCUUUUUCGUGAAGGACUACAUUAUGAAUCACCCCGAAGAUGGCGAGAAGAUUGGGCGACUAAGAGAACUCAUGUUUGAACAGGCACAUAUCUUGGAGUAUGGCCUUGCUGUGCACGAGAAGUUUGUUCCCCAAGACAUGAGACCCCUCCACAAGAAGCUUGUGGACCAGUUCCAUCUCAUGAAAUCCAGCCUGGGCAUACAGGAGUUCCCGGCUUAUGUGCGUGCGAGUCCAGUCCACUUCACCAACGGAAGCCCGCGCACAUGCAGGAACUCGGUACCUAGCAUCAUUAGCCCAGACGGUGGCAGAGGAGUCACCAGGCGGAGCUACCCUGCGGUGAACCGCUACUCCUCGUCCUCUCUGUCGUCUCAAGCCUCCAACGAAGUCAGUAACAUCACAGGGCAGUCGGAGAGCUCGGAUGAAGUCUUCAACAUGCAGCCCAGCCCGUCUACCUCGAGCCUCAGCUCCAACCAUUCUGCCUCGCCCAACGUCACCAGCUCAGCCCCCUCCAGCGCCAGAGGUUCACCUCAAAUGGCAGAGAAACACAAGCAUUCCAGAGAAAACGCCUGCCUGUCUCCGCGGGAGAGGCCGGUCAGUGCCAUCUUCCCCAACCCACUUGACCCGUCUCAGAGGGCUCCCUCUCAUCAGAUAGGCGACACCACUCUACCAAGGAGUGACCCCAACCUCUCAGCACCGGAUAAAGUGAGACCCACCCCCAGUAGUUGGAGCCUAGACAGUGUCAAAGAGGGCGCCCCAUCCUUCUCUGACUCUGUCGGCAAAUUGCUAUGCCCUCCUGUCCCUCCUAGGCCACCGUACUCAGCAGGCUCUUCGGCUAAAAACAUGAGGUCGCAGUCUCCCGCCCCGACGUCCAGAUCGCCGCAGAAGUCCACAGUGCCACCUUUCACUCCUUCUCCCACUGAGUGCCAGUCUGCCAGCCUGGUCUCCAACUCCCCCGUCCUGUCCGGCAGCUACAGCAGCGGCAUCUCCUCCCUCAGUCGCUGUAGCGUGUCAGAAGCUUCUGGCACCGAGCUGCCCUCUGGUGACCAUCCUCCCCACCCGCUGCCCCCGCCCACCACCUUGCCAAACUCCAUCUCCAGCAGCUCGGACGAGCCGAUCCGCAGAGAGAACAAGACGCCGCCGCCCUACAGCGUGUACGAGAGAAACAACCCCCGCAGGCCUGUGCCGUUGCCCCACAGCCUGUCCAUUCCCCCGCAGACGGACCCCCCGGCCCUGCCGCCCAAGCCUCACCAGCUCCGCACAGGCAGCAUGAAGCUGGACGGGACCGCCGACCCUCGAGUCCCCAGGCCGAGGCCUCUGCCCAGGAAGGUUUCCCAGCUAUAGGUGCCGGUUUAGAAGGAGGUGGAAAAAAACAAAAAACAAACACACACUGGCGUAUUUUGCACUUUUCUACUUGGCACUCACUUUUUGUGUGAUCUUCAGUUUGGCAUUCCUGACCUACACUCCAAUAAAAGACCUCUAGAUUAACAAGCAGUCAAAGAACUGAAAAGAAAAAAAAAAACUGUCAGAUGAAGAUUUUGUAUUUACUAGAGGGCAUUGACUUUGACUCGGUCAUUCCGCACUUUUAGCUCUAGUACGUACAUUAGCUCACCACGGUCAGUCGUAACAUAUGUUUACCAGAACACUCUGAUAGAUGUAAUAAUCUCAAAUAUAUGUAUAUUGGUAUAUAUGAGAAUUGUUUUUGCCUUAAGUAUUGGAAACAGAGUCUUUUAUCUGUGAGUCUUGCACGUUUUUUUUUUUUUUUUUUGUUUUUAACAUCUCAGUAUAUUUGUAUACUGUACGGCUAAAAAAGGUGCUAGAGGCCUUGAGUAUGCAUUUAAGUGAAGUGUAGUAGACAAGGGUGUGUUCCCAUAGUGUUAACCACACAGGCAAUGGUACAGAAAUGUCCAAAUUUCAACUUUUUCUUACAGGAUGUCAAAAGUUUAAUUUGUGCGUUUUUCACACAGUUUCCGACCGUAGUUGGCCGUUUUUAGGCGGUUACGUAAAAUGUUUUUAAGCCACUACAAUGGCUGCAAUUUUGAGGUUAUUAAGGGUGUUAAUUUCAGCCAUUUAUGCUGAGCUCAGACUACAGGAGAUUUGGGCCAAUUUAUUCCAGUUCCUGACAGAGAAAUCCUGUGCUGAUGUCACUUGGUCCCAAGGUUCGGACCAGAAUAUUUACAGAUGCUUUUUGAGUUUUGUGCAGAUUUUGAAAAUCUGCCGUUUUAGCUUUUCAGCUAACAUUUGCUAACAUACUGCUGUGGACUGCGUCAAAACCUUCUGCUUUGUAUGACUUUAAAAUAGUCCCUUCUUUCUCUUUCUUUCUUUUUGAGGGAUUUGGUGGUUGGCAAACCAGCUUGCAGGCUCAUUACUGCCACCUAUCAGACUGGAGUGUGACUCAGUAUAACCACACAGCACAGCAGUCUCAUUUUGUUUACACCCUCCCUUGAGAGUCUGUGAUGUGUUGCAUUUUAUCAGGAAGGAUUUUAAGCUUCCUGUAGUCUGGGCCCAAGCUUUACCAAAAUUGGCCCCCGUUAACAAUGAGAUGAUUAGUGUGUUUGUGCAUCUGUAUGUAUAGAAACUGAAUUUGACUGCGACCAUUGCCGUAUGUGUGAACACACCCUAUUCCUCCUGCAUGAUGUACAUGACAACAGAUCUUUAUGGGGGGGUGGGUUAACAAGUAUUGUGCCAAAGGAAACUUAACAAUGUCCUGUAAAGAAAUAUUUACUUUUAUUUUCAAGGACCUGGGAUCAAGAAGCUUGAAAAUACUCGUCCCAAAAGGCAUUUUUUUUUUAUUACCUGAAUAUCCAAUUUAAUCUCUAACCAACUGAUCAGACGUAACUCUAGACAAGCACAAACAAAAAGAUUUCCUCAUCUGCAUUUUGACCAGUACUGUUAUUAUGAAGUCUUUAUUUGAUAGAAACCGUAAUUGGAAGAGAGAUUUACUGUCAGCAGUGACCUUAAAACACACAAGAACCGAUAUUCUGCUGGAGAAAUAUUUACAAACUAAUCAUUGUCAAAUAUUUGUACAGUUGAGAUUUGUUUUCUGUUUUAUUCAAAAGACGGACGUGUGUUGACUGCACUAUGAAUAGAUGCUUGGAUCAACGGCGCCGUGUUGCGCUGCUGCGGUGACGUAAAUGUUCUGUGGCAGGCAGAUUUCACACAGUUUUGUAAAAUAGAGGACUUUUUGGCAUAAAAUAUUCACCAAUAGAACAUUUCUUCGGGGGGUGGGAGCUGUGUGUGGGGCGGGGUAGCUUUAGUAUUGUUUGUAUGUUUGAUUUUUGUAUUUCUUGAUUUGUUGUGAAUUUUUGAGAUUAAAAUAUUCACAUUAAUCAGUACUUGAGAACCUGUAAAUUAUAUGAUGAGAUUAAUGUAAGUAUGCCAAAUAUAAAAAUUUGUGUAUUGCAAUUAAUGUAAAUAUGGUGUUUUUAACAAAAUGUAGCUAUAACAAUUUACAGCUUUGAAUGUAAUGUUGAAGCAGCAAAUUAUUAUUAUAAAUGUUCAAACUUUUAUGGUUUUGUGAGUGUAGAAAAACUAAGGUCAUGCAUAAUGACUCCUAACUCAUUUACAAGUUCAAUAAACUGCCCAAUGUAAUACAAA